CUCAACUUUUCAGCCUUGUACCCACUCACCUGGCGCUACAGGCCAUUUAAACUCAAACUGAGACAUCUUGCACUGUGGGCUAACUACGACUUCCUCUUCUGUUCCCCCUUGAGAUCAGAAGGUGGAGCUUGUUCCAGUGUUCAGAGUGAAAUAAAGAUGAUUGGAAUCCGUCACCUGUGGACUUUGUUGGUGAUUGACAGUGUGUUUGUGAGUGGUGACAUCCAGUUCCUGGAGAAGCGGGUGGGUGAGGUGGUGGUCUUUCCUUGCUCCAUCAAGACCAGUAGCCCCGCACCUUUGGCCUUCUACUUAAAGCGUACUUGGUUGCAUCUCAAUGACGUUGUCUUCAAGUACACCAACACGGAGGCACAUGUGUACAAUUCUCCGGACAAACAACGUCUGGUGGUCAGCGGUGACCCGAGGAGCCACUCUGUAAAUGUGACCUUGUCCGACCUGAGAGCCAACGACACAGACCGUUACGUCUGUGAGUUUGUGGUGGAGAACCCGUCUUCUGUGGAUGAGUACCGACCAGGAGAGAUGGAAUUCUUCCUCCUUGUUCAUGAUGAUGCCCCCAAUGGAUGGGUGGACAUAGGGCGGUUAGAAGUGUGCACCGGGGGUUCGGCCGUCAUCCCCUGUCUCCCCCCUCACGGCGAGGACCUGCCAGUGGAGGGGGUAAGCCUGACGCGGCAAAGGGGCCGAGAUCCCGUGGAGCUGCUGUACCACUCCAAGCACCACCAUCACCACCGCAACGGACCACCCUCCUCCACCUCCUCACGCUUCCAGCUGUGGUCGGCCCCGGGGCCCGGGGGCUUCACGUACAACCUCACCCUCCACCAACUGCAGCCAGAGGAUGGCGGCUUGUAUAGCUGCCAGCUCCUCCUGCGCGGCCGCCAUGACAGUAGCGCAUCACUAGACAGGCGACGAGCCGUCUUUGUUUCCGUGCAAGGUCAAUGCGGCUGCUCAAGCUACACCACCCUGCUGUACGCGCUGUCCUCCUCCGUGGCGGUCCUCCUCGUUCUCCUCACAUCGUUGCUGCUCUACCAAAAGAAAGCAUGCAGCAGCGGCGGCGGCUCCAAGACACGUCCUCCAGCACCCAUCUAUGAGGAGAUGGUCGGUGUGCAGCCCCUCGGUGUCAAACUGGGGCAUCUGGAGGAGCCCAGCGAGGACAAAAACUGCCGGGUGAAGAGAACCUGCCUGGAAAACCAUUAUGAAACACCCAUUGGGGCCCUCAGAAAGUAGUAUUAGAAUCGUAAUAUUGGAUGUGAAUAGAAUGUUUGCCAUUGGACUGCCGUCUACUGUGGAACCUUGCUUUUCGUCAUUCAUUCUUUCCCAAAGGUUUGAAAAAAGAAA
Messenger RNA from Doryrhamphus excisus (bluestripe pipefish), 1347 nucleotides. The record is from RefSeq and is a predicted model, not a curated record. Lineage: Eukaryota; Metazoa; Chordata; Actinopteri; Syngnathiformes; Syngnathidae.